UAGAGUGAAAGUGAACAAAAAUGGAUCACAGGAGUCUGCAUGCUCCUGUCGACUUUAAUAAGUCCAUCGAUGAGAUGACACCAGAGGAGAAACUAAGAUAUGAUCACCAGAUGAUGCACGAAAAACACAAGGGUCAUGAAGCAAUGCACUCGGAAAUUGUGCUAAUUUUAUUUGUAACAUUAAUUAUAGCACAAAUCGCUUUAGUACAAUGGAAAACGAAACAUUAUAGAUCAUAUUCGGCUGUCACAUUGCUGGCAAUGUGGAUUAUACCAUUAGGCAUAUCAUUCUUCUAUGGUUUCAUACGUUUUAUAAUUAUUUGGUCGAUAUUUUCGAUUAUUACAGCCGUAGUAAUAAGAAAAGCUAUAAGUAAACCAAUUGAAGGAUCAACGCCAAGAUUGGUCUACAAAUGGUUUUAUUUCAUCUAUAAAUUAAGUUAUGGUUUGGGUAUUGUCGGCUAUCUGAUAAUGAUGGCCACAUUUUUGGGCUUUAAUUUCAUAUUUAAUCAGGCUCCGAAUGUUUGGAUGGAUGUUGGCCUAAUGUUUGUAUUCUAUGGCCUUUAUAUUGGUGUCUUGGGUAGAGAUAUUUCAGAGAUUUGUUCCGAAAGAAUGGCAUCGUUAGUGGGGUACUACACCCCCCAAGGAAUCCCCACUAGACAUUUGGAGGAAAAUGUUUGUGCCGUGUGUGGUAAUCAGUUGUUGGUUAGUGAAAAAGAAGAAGGCAUAAUCGAGAAUACCUACAAGCUGUCAUGUAAUCAUGUAUUUCAUGAAUUCUGUAUACGUGGCUGGUGUAUUGUGGGUAAAAAACAAACGUGUCCUUAUUGCAAGGAGAAAGUUGAUCUUAAGAAAAUGUUUUGUAAUCCCUGGGAACGCCCUCAUGUCCUCUAUGGCCGUUUAUUGGAUUGGAUACGCUUUUUGGUGGCAUGGCAACCAUUAAUAUUUUUCAUUGUUCAGGGAAUCAAUUAUGCUUUAGGCUUAGAAUAGUAAUCAAUUCCCUAAAAUUCUAGUCAAGCUGUAGU
Musca vetustissima is the source of this 1015-nucleotide messenger RNA. Its product is annotated as E3 ubiquitin ligase Rnf121. Gene Ontology annotation, molecular function: metal ion binding; ubiquitin protein ligase activity. Bases 21 to 980 code for a protein of 319 amino acids. Gene Ontology annotation, cellular component: Golgi membrane; endoplasmic reticulum membrane. The record is from RefSeq and is a predicted model, not a curated record. The transcript is spliced from 7 exons. NCBI's taxonomy places the organism in Eukaryota, Metazoa, Arthropoda, Insecta, Diptera, Muscidae.